CUGACCCCCACCCACCCCUUGCAAAGGGGUCCUCCGCCCGGACCCCCAAGCCCUUGCCCCACGGAGGCCCCAAGAUGCCCCUGGAGCCCAGGCCCCCGGGGGCCAAGGUGGUCCCGGCCUCCAGCCUCCAGGCCAAGUCCCAGGUCUUGAGCGCCAAGUCCCGCUCGGCGGAGGUGAGGGCCCCCCCAAAAGGACCGGCCUUCUGGAGCAAGUCUUCGCCCCAGCUGCGCCGGGAGCUGCCCAAGCCCCCCAGCCGGCCCUCCUGGGUAUCCUGGGCCCUGCAGGACAGGAUCCCCGGCCCCCCAGGUGAGGGGCAGGUGGGGCACGCACCUCAGUGUGGCAGCGGGCAACCCUGGCGACAAGGAUCAGCCACGCAUCCCCAAGGCCCUUGAGAUUCCUCGCUUUUUAUUUUGGGUUUGGGGUUUUUAUUUCAUUUACCACCCCCCGAGAUCUCUGGGGAGCAUGCAGAUUGACUGAUUGAUUAAUUGGUUGAUUGGUUGAGUGACUGGUUGAUUGAUUGAUUGAUUGAUUGAUAUAUACAGCGGUACUUUGGUUUACAACCAUAUUCCAUUCCAGAGGUUCCUGCUCCCUUGAGAUUCCCCGUUUUUUAUUUUGGGUUUGGGAUUUUUAUUUCAUUUACCGCCCUCCGAGAUCUCUGGGGAGCAUGCAUUGAUUGAUUGAUUGAUUGAUUGAUAUAUACAGUGGUACUUUGGUUCACAACCAUAAUCCGUUCCGCAGGUCCGUUCGUAAACCGAAACAGGUUGUAACCCAAGGCACGCUUUCGCCAGUGGGGCCUCCCCAAAUAAAUUUGUUGAUAAUCCUGCCCCAAAAAUGGGCUGUAAUAAUAAUUUUUAAAAGGUCAGAAACCGGGACAUGCACUUCUGGGUUUGAUAUGUUUGUAAUUCAAAAUGUGUGCAAACCAAGACGUAUGCAAACCAAGGUACCGCGGUAUAAAUUUUUGUUUAUUUUCCAUUUCUUUUUUCUUUUUCCUUUCUCCUCCUGUAUUUUAAUCUUGUUUUUAAGUUGUAUUCAUUCAACUUGUUUUCAUUAUUGCUUGUUAGCCACCCUGAGCCCGGCCUUGGCUGGGGAGGGCGGGGUAGAAAUAAAAAUUAUUAUUAUUAUUAUUAUUAUUAUUAGACAUCCACAUUAUCAUUAUCUGCUUUACCUCCCUGGCUCUUUGGAGCCUGGUUGAGGAAGGUCGAUUUAAGGUCUGGAACCGGCUGCCGUUUUUCGUCUACAGCUCCUACCCUGUACGUCGUUUCUUUUUUAAUUUUAUUUAUUUUGGUUGAGUUUUGCAGGUCCUCACACAGCUCCCUCCGAAGGCAGAAUUCCCCCUGUUAAAAUACUGGAUUAUACAGUUACCGUAUUUUUCCGUCUAUAGGACGCCCCCAUGUAUAAGACGACCCCUAUUUUGGGGGACUCUGGUUUAAGAAAAUGGGGGGGGAGAUGGCCGCCGUGUAUAAGAUGCCCCCAAAUUCUGGACAAUAUUUUUUAGAGGAAGAAAACCUAGUCUUAUACACAGAAAAAUACGGUAACUCUGCAAAAACAGAAAGUAACAAUAACAGCGUCCCAGUGGGAUUUUAGGAUGCUGUUCCCCGCACCCCAUACUGGCUUAAUUCGCCCACUGCCUUUUAUAUAUAUAAAAACCAACAACAUUAUAUUUAUGUCUUUGUUUACGUACUGCAGAGGGCUAGACUAGAUGACUCGUGGGGUCCCCUUCCUAUUCUGCCAUUCUGAGAUUCCAGACCCUGUUUUCCAGGGACAGUCCCAUAUUUCAAAAACUGUUCCCUGUUUCUGAUUUUAUCCCCCUUUCCCUUAGGACGUUUCUAUUUUUCAUCAGAGAAAUACUGGAGGGUAUGAAGAUUUGUGACCCCCAAGCCGUCUGAAGGCACCCCCAUACAUAUAGGGAAGGUUUUAGAUGUUUAUUGUGUUUUCGUCUAUGUUGGGAGCCUCCCAGUAAAAGUUGGAGCGACCCAGUCAGAUGGGUGGGGUAUAAAUAGUAAAACUAUUAUUAUUAUUAUUAUUAUUAUUAUUAUUAUUAUUAUUAUUGAAUAGGACGUCUCUGUUUCCAUCGGAGAAAUGUUGAAGGGUAUGCCCCCACCUUUAAAAAAAACAACUAUACAGUGGACGCUCGGGUUGAGAACGUGAUCCGUGCGGGAAGCAGGUUUGCAACCCGCAGCGUCCACAAUCCGCAACAUCGCGAAUUACGCAGGUGCCUGUGCGAUUCGGCUGUUAGCGCAUGCACAAAGUGCAAUUUAGCGCUUCUGCGCAUGCGCACGUGCUGAAACCUGGAAGUAGCCCGUUUCAAUACUUUUGGGUUCAGCGCGGUGCUGUUGUAAACAAAAAUUGCCCUUUUCCCUUAUGGGGUAUCCACUAGCCCAUAUAGAGUCCUUAUAUUCCCUAUUGGCCCCUAUUGGUAGGAGAAGAUAACAGAGGCCAACCAGAGAAUACUGAGAAGGAAAGCAGCUAAUAAGCCUGAUCUUUAUCGAUCUGUUGCAACAGGGUGCUCCCCUCACCCACAGGAGAGAGGAGGAACCCAGAAAAAUGGUGUGCAAGGCCUUAUAAAGAUUUUUGAAAUUGCCACCCUGCAGUCCAAGACCACCCCCAGAAACAUCAUACAUACGUCACAGAAAAGGCGGGUCUAAAACAGAAAUUUGAAUGUUGUUUUUCUCCUGUCGUUGUUUAUCUCCUGUCUGGCAGGUUACUUGAUUGGAUUGCCUGGGGAGCCUGGCUAGUCUUUUGUAAUGAUAAAUACUUCGUUCCUGGGCCAAGUCACAGGCUCACACCCUAUUCAUAUCUUAAAUGUGCCCUUAAGACAGGAUUUCUGAGGAAAGAGACAAUGGGAGGUUUCCCACUUUGACCUUGCAGAGAAAACAUUUGCUCAGUUUAGGAGUCAAAAUGGUUCCAGGUCGGUCUUCCUGUGCUGAUCUAUGUAUGUGCUUGGUUGGUACACUUAUGAACAUUUAACAUAUAUCCAAGACCUCAAAAUUCCUAUCACAGUGCGCAACCCGAGAUCGUGCAACCCGAAGCGUCUGCAACCCGAGGUAUGACACUAUUGCAUUUCUGUAUUUGUUCCUGUACUGCAAGGGGUUGGACUAGAUGGCCUCUGAGGGUCCCCUUCACACGCUGCAAUUCUUCAGAGGCCUCGGCGUGCCAGGCAGGAAAGCAGAACGGGCGUGCUUCUAACGCUUCUCCUUUUCCCUCCGCAGAUGUUUUGGGCAUCUCCACCUGGUGGCAAAUCUGGGCGCUGCUCUUGGUGGCUGUUUCUUUGGCCUUGUUCUGCACUCUGCUCAUUUUGAUUUACAAUUGUGAGUACCGGGGUGGGGUGGGGCUUCGAAAGAGGCUUCCGACACCCCCAACCCGGGUCUCCCUUCCUCUGGGGCCUGCACGCUGCCCUAGAGUGGGCACCCGCUGCCCUGUUUGGGGUGGAAAUAAUCAUAAAGGGGCUGGGCUUCAUGAUCCAUGAUGCAGUGCGUCGUUCUCUAUUGUUAACUGGCUCUGGGACUGCAGAACUCAAGGGCUUUAUUAUUAUUAUUAUUGUUAAGUUGUGGGUGAACAUAUCAGACGACACAGUGAUUCUUCAAAACAGCUCUUGUUCAGAGGCCAGAACAGAACUGAACUGAAGAGCUCAGUCAGCCUGCUUAUAUAGAGCUCCAGUACAACGUUACUGUAGCAACUUUCUAAAACUAUCCAAUCACUGAACGUCACUUUCGAUCCUUCAUUUGCAUAACUAUCUACAGUAUCCCCCUGCUGGCCCAGGGUGAGAACAUCAGUACAUAACUAUUAUUAUUAUUAUUAUUAUUAUUAUUAUUAUUAUUAUUCUGCGGUCCCAGGGCAAGUUAACAAGACUGGCAGCCAGGAGAGUUUCAAGAACAUACCUUUACAUCUGCAGAAGGAAUGUGCUCUGUUGCCCCAGUGCAAUAAAUUUAUUAUUAUUGUUGCAGGAAUUUAUGUAUAGGUUGGGGCAGCAGAUAUCAUGCACAUGCAGCCCACUACCAAAAUCAGCACCAUCGCUUUUGUGAGUUGUCCCCACAAAACACUUCAUCACAGUUUCUUCCUAUCUAUUCAAAGGGCCUCUGCUGCACGAUACCAAAUGUAAGAAUUCACUGAUAAAUGUCUCUAUGUAGUGGAUCACUGGGAAAACUUCAGAAAUUCAUCUAGACAUGUGAGCUCAGCUACUCAGCAGCCCCUCUGCCUGAGUGAUAAUCCCUGGCAUCCUGAUACCUGAGUGCCAGACAGGUAGCCAUGCCAGAAAUAACAAACCCAGAUGAAGACAAAAGGGUGUGAUUAACUUGGCUGGGAAACAGGGAAAUGUAAAUAUCUCUUUUGUUACACUUAAUGGGUGUUUGGUGGAGGGCAAGGGGAACCAUGGGGCAGAGUCCAGGAUGCUCAGAUUACUGCCACCAGACCUCCCCUUUCAUGAUGUAACCAUGAUGUAUUAGUGAUGUAUUUUUUUUGGGGGGGUGUAACAUGGGGAUUAGCAGCUAAUAAAAGUUUGGGUUCUCUUUUGUUAGGGGCUUCCAUCUUGUUCCACCUGGUGGCAGGUGGGAGUCCUGUCGCGACAGUCUUCAAUAAAGACCAAGCCUACUGGCUGCUGUUUUGCUCUGGUAUUCCUGGCUGGUGUCCUUGUUUUUUGUCCAAGGGAGCCCUCAGAUUUCUCCGUUAACAUUAUUAUUAUUAUUAUUUUAAAAAAACACACACAGAGAGAAAUACGUUUUCAUUUCAGACACCCACGUGGCGACAGAAAUCACUGCUGAAUCUCAACUGCUGCAGCGUUCAGAGAAGAGGCUGAAGAUGGCCGUUCAGCAGCAAGCAGAAGGCAGAAGUGAGAAGAGCUCUCAAUAUUUUCUUCCCCUGUUUAUUAAAGCAAUAGCGGCAAUCGUUAUUGCAGGAGAGAUGCAACAGGGAAACCAGUGGGAAUUGGUAAAAUGGCGAAACCAAUUAGUCUCUGGCAAAUAAGCAGCCUUUGCUUCUCAUCAAUGAAGCUCUGGUGCUGAAAUAUGCUCGGAGUCGAGAGUGGAUUUCAUGCUCUUUAUUCAGCUCAUAGUGUUGAGGAGGAACUGCUCAUAUCUGCUUUAUAGACAUUAUUUACACAAUGGGCCCCAUGUGAUUGGCUAAUUCCGGGAUUCUCCUGUAGGCCAAUCAGGUUGCGGAUUCACUUCCACCUGGAGCUGGAUUGGGUGGCUCCUGUGGACCAAUCAGACUGCUGCAUUCUGGAUCCUAUUGUUCUAGGACCAAUCAGAACUGCUGCAUUCUGAAUCCUAUUGUUCUAGGACCAAUCAGACUGCUGCAUUCUGAUUCCUAUUGUUUUAGAACCAAUCAGAUUGCUGCAUUUUGGAUCCUAUUCAACUCAGUACAUAAUAGUUGCGCUUAUGAGGAGUCCCUGGGUCUGGAUCUGCGACACCAGCCUCUGAAUUCCCCAGCCAGGCUAUGGAGGAGCCAGGGUUUGCCGACCCUCCUGGCGCUGGUUUUCCUGACUCCUCUGGGGAUAUCCGAGGCCCAGCCCAGUCCAGCUCGCUCCAGGGAGAAUUGAUGUCGCUAGAAUGCCACAUCACUUGUGCUCUGCAAAGGGGAAAAAUAAUUUGACAAUAAUGCAGUGGCGUACAGUCAGGGGACUACGGGUACGAGGCUAGUUCCCUAAAUGUUCCCGGUAAAUUAGAGCACUGAAGUAUUAAAGCCUGGCACCUCUUUCCCAAGGCCCGAGAAGAUUUCUGUCCAGCUUAAGUGGGGAGGCACGAUGCUCAUGCCCAGUUUAGCUUAUACGCUAUAGCUCAUGGGUAGGCAAACUAAGGCCCGGGGGCCGGAUCCGGCCCAAUCACCUUCUCAAUCUGGCCCACAGACGGUCCAUGAAUCAGCGUGUUUGUACAUGAGUAGAAGGUGUGCUUUUAUUAAAAAUGCAUCUCUGGAUUAUUUGUGGGGCAUAGGAAUUUGUUCACUUUUAUUUUCAAAAUAUAGUCUGGCCCCCCACAAGGUCUGAGGGACGGUGGACCGGCCACCUGCUGAAAAAGUUUGCUGACUACUGCACGGUAUAGCUUAAAUGGUGGAUUUGCGUAUAAGCUAAGCAAGCUAUAGUUUAGGCCUCCAUUCUCUUGGGGGCCCCCAAAAAAUUUAAAGGAAAAAAACAACUGGGUGUUCAUUUCCAAAAUAUAAGAUAAAAAACAAAUACAAUAAAACCUACCUACAGCAACAGUGCUUUGUGUUGUCUAGGCUCCUAUGAUGUAAGUCAUGGGCCCCACCUGCUAACCUGCUCCCUACAAUAUCACUGGUUUGCUCCUUUCUGUAUAUAGGGUGCCUCCAUUCGGCAUGGACUGGUUGCAUGGCCACAUGGGUAAAUGGCUUGAGAUACCUAUGAGGUCCAUCAAUGACAAAAUAGCAUAUAUUCAACACAAAAAACCAGUGACAAUUUGUUGUUGACAAAGGACAGCUGGACAUAUCAAGGGCACCAUUACAUUCAGUAGCUUAGGGCCUCAUCAAACCAAAAUCUGCCCCUGCUCACGUCACCACCAAUUGCCCUCGAAGGCUGGUGCCUCUGGCCUAAGCGUUCCCCUAUGAAAAAUUUCACUGCUGCAAUUACGGGGUGUAAAAGGGGAUUUCUUAUAGAAUCAUAGAAUCAUAGAACUGUAGAGUUGGAAGGGACCCUGAGGAUCAUCUAGUCCAACCCCCUGCAAUGCAGGAAUAUGCAGCUGGCCCAUACAGGGAUCGAACCUGCAACCUUGGUGUUAUCAGCACCAUGGUCUAACCAACUGAGCUAUCCAGGCUCUCUUGCCCGUCCUUCCAGCAUCACAUAUCCGGCUCUUCUGCAAAAUGAAUGUGGAAAUCAGUGCAGUGAAAAUAUAUAACACAGGUUUUUUGUGUGUGUGUUUCGAAAAAUAAACGCAGCUGAUCAGAGGCUGGAUGCUGCCAGUUUCUGGAAACCGCAGGAUUGGAGAGUGUUGCUCUCGUGCUCGGAUCCUGCUCGCGGAUGUCCAGUAAUGGGCACCUAGUUUGAGGCGUUCUCAAAGUAAAGGAAGGAUUGAACUCUGAUUAAUUAGAAUACAUACAGAGGCUUGAACCAGCAAGACUCUGGGAAGGGUGCGUAUAAUAACCUGUCUCCAGCCCAGGUCGUUUUAUUCACAAAAGAACUUUUUACAGAGCGUUCGUAAGAACCAAUCAGAUUUCUUCUGAGCAUUUCAACAAACCCAUAUGGGGACAAAGUUAAACUACAAACACUAGUUAGGCAUGCAUACUUUUGGGGUAAAUAAAUGAAAACUACAAAGGAGUGCAUUCAGCAACCCCGGAGGUCAUAAACAAUCAAUACACAUGAUAAGAAGGAAGGCCAGGAGGACAGUGAUCAUUAUCACCUUUAUGUGAGACCUGUUUCCUGGCCCUAAGAUUAACAUCCUAAGAUUAACAUAUCAGAAAAGCUACAUCAAAGAAACUGCCCACUGUCUUUGAUGACCCAGGAGCCUGCCUGUCUAAGUGUGUACAUGACUUGUGAAGAAAGAAAAAUGGAGCAGGGAUGCAGAGGUGUGGAUUGAUCAAGAAUCAUAUCAAAAUAGUUUAAACCCAGUCAACGCAAUGCUUUCACUGCUGACACAGAUGGCUUACUCUAUAUUUCCUCAUAGCAAUCCCAGCUGAUCACUACACUAGUUGGCCGCUUAGAGAACAGAUGGGCCCUUGGACCUAACCCAGCAACCUCUUUGUACCUUCUCCAUCUCUGCUCAACCUCCGGAAAUCCUCUGAAAUAUCUCUCUCCCGCCAACCCUUGUGCUUUAUCUCCACAGCCCUGACAUGCAGAUCCUGCAAAAGGCACUGGAUGCAAUGGGGAGGCAGCUGCUACCUGCACACCACCGAACCCAUGUCCUGGAGAGACUGCUUGAGCCACUGCAAGUCACUCAAAAGCGGCCUCUUGAUCGGGAGCACCGAAGGAGAAAUGGUGAAAGCUGUUUGGAGUUGUGGGUGCGGGGUUCCUGCUCUGGCACGGGGUAGGGGUAGGGGCAUGUGUCUAGGGCAGAAAUUGCAUAAACCUCGCCGAUAGGUGUGCAGUUCUCACACGCAACCCUGACACGCCUUUUGGGCUCGUUGCAUGUUGGGACCUCAUAUAUUGUGCUUGAAAUUUCUUAAAAACAUGGAAGUCCAAACUCCUGCAAUCCCUGACAGACGGCUGUCCAACCUCUGCAUAAAAACCUCCAAAGAAGGAGAGUCCACAACUUCCAGAGGGAGUCCACUCCACCGUCAAACGCUCCUUACUACCAGGAAGUUCUUGAUGUUGUUGGAAUCUUGAUUCCAGUAAUUGGAAUCCAUUGGUUCGGGUCUUACCCUCCGGAGAAGCAGAAAAGCAAGCUUGCUCCAUUUUCCGUCUGGCAGCCCUCCAGAUAUUUAUCCUGUCACCUUUAAGUCUCCUCUUCUCCAGGCUAAACAUCCCCAGCUCCCUCAACUAUUCCUUCUUUGGCGCUCAAAAUAAUAAGAAUAAGAAUAAGAAUAAAAAUAAGAAUAAGAAUAAUAACAAUAAAAAUAAUAUAAAUAAAAUAAAUAAAAUUUUAUUUAUAUCCCACCCUCCCCGGCUGAAGCCGGGCUCAGAGCGGCCAACAACAAUAAAAGCAACACAGUUCACAUAACAAUCAAUCAACUGAAAUGCAUUCUAAAACCAAUUCAUUCUAAAAUCAAAAUCAAAUCAAUGGCAACCAUUGGGCUAGAGUGCUAUGAGGAUUACAGAAGGAGAGGGGGUCAGACUGUGCCUUGCCCUAGUCUCUUGGGACAGAGCAUUCCACCAAGUCAGGGCCACAGCAGAAAAAGCUGUGAAAAGAGAAAACAGUUAAGCCUCCUGCCUGAUAUCGAUAGGCAGGGAUUUGUACAUCCAUCUUUCUGUUAAUCAGUUGUUCAGCCAGGCUUUUCAGUGCCUUUCCCCAUCACUUUCCUAACUGCAAGAAGUCUGGGUUUUUGUAAGUGUUAUGCUAGAAUGGCAGAACGCUUUGCUUGUGCAAACCUGAGCUUCCUGGUGUGCACUUGCAUGCUCCUAGGGCCGCCUUAAGCAUAUCCAGCGCUGUGGUGCAAAUAUCCCUCUGGGGAUAUUUCCCAGAGCUGCUGACCUUUUUUAGGGAGGACAGCGCUGCCGGCGACGUGCCCAAGUUUGCGGGGCUAAGGAGGAGGCGGGCAGUGGCUGGAGGGCAGCUCCUCUGGCGGGGAAGAGGCGGAGGCUGGAAGUGACAGCUCCUGGCUCAGCUGGCCACUUUGUGCCGUGGUGGCCAUGGCAGGCGGAGACUCCGAACGCGGCGCUGCUUCGGCGUGGCAUGGCGGAGGCGGGUAAGGGCGGCAAGCUGAUGCCAGGAGGCGCCGCAUCCAGCCUCUUCCCUGGUGCCCUCCAGAACUUGGCGCCCUGCUCCACUAGCCUCUAUGGGUAAGACGCCCCUGCAUGCUCCCUGCAAAAUUCUGGCAGCCCUGCAUGAUGCGCCCCGCAUGAUGGGCCUUGGGGGGUUCCUUCUCCCACAGGAAUUCCUGCUGUCGCAGACGGUGGACUGGUUCAUGAUGCACAACAACCGGCUCCGAGGUGGAAGCUACUGGAUCGGCCUGAUGUACAACACGUCCGACAGAAUCUGGAAGUGGGCCGACGGGGCAAAUCUGCACAUCAGGAUGUGAGUCUCCUCCUUUUUCUGCACGAGAAGCAAGGGUGUUUGAUGUAUAAUGGUUUUGCCUACAUAUAAUAUUGAUUUAAUAAUAAUGAUAAAAAGACUGUCCUGUUGUGAGGGCUCUCGGAGAUCUACGCAAGUCCUUUGAGCGCGGGGAGUAGCUGCAUUGGCCAAGGGUCUCUCUGGUAAUUUCUUACAGCAGUACAGUCAAACCUCAGUUCUCGAACGGCUCCAUUUUCGAAUGUUUCGGUUCCCGAACGCCGGAAGUAAAUGCUCCGGUUUCCGAACCUUUUUCGAAACCCGAACAUCCGACACAGCUUCCGCUUGAGUGCAGGAAGCUCUUGCAAACAAUCGGAAACCACGCCUCGGUUGUCAAACGUUUCGGAAGUCGAACGGUCUUCCAGAAUGGAUUACGCUCGACAACCGAGGUUUGACUGUACGCACUACAUAUUUAGAAGAAACUCGUUCAAAAGAGGCGAUACGUCAGUAUUCCAAGCCAAGACAUAAACAGUGGAUGAAAAACUCAUAUAAUGGAAAACGGUGACAGGCACAAUCAUAACUGGGUGGAAUUUGCCACCCGUGAGGCUGUGUCCCUAAAUAAGCUAAUAAAAAACACAAGACCCGCCAGACAGUUGCGUAGCCCAAAAUUUCCGCUUCCCCUCUGAGAACCCAGAGUUGGUGGGUCCAUUUCUCUGGUUAUGAAUAAAGCUUUUUAAAACCAGCCCAUAAUAGCGGAUGCAGAAGCCCCCAUGCAGCCUUCAGUCGCAACUAGGCAGGUAAAGGUAAAGGGAUCCCUGACCAUUAGGUACAGUCGUGGCUGACUCUGGGGUUGCGGCUCUCAUCUCGCUUUACUGGCCGAGGGAGCUGGCGUACAGCUUCCGGGUCUUGUGGCCAGCAUGACUAAGCCGCUUCUGGCGAACCAGAGCAGCGCACGGAAACACCAUUUACCUUCCCGCCGGAGCGGUACCUAUUUAUCUACUUGCACUUGGACGUGCUUUAGACCUACUAGGCAGGUAGCUGUUAGCAAAUGCUUUAGUAGUAGUGCCUUGCUGUGCAAAUUGCAGUUAUCUCCCACAAUCUCUGCUUGCAGCAGAUUCUUCCCAUUCGCUAUGGCAGCCUGCUUCCCCGAUCCCAGGAAUUGCAUUAAAAAAUAAAAUAGGCUAAGCUUCCUUAUCCCUAACAGGUCUGGAGGCUGGCAGCACGUCUCCGCCAUGGUGGACAUCUGCGUCAACUUCAGAAAUGGCGAUUCGUACAUCUUUGAAUGCAGCAGCAAGCACCAGUGUCUAUGCAAGAAGUCGGUGGAAUGAAGCAAGCAGCAAUCCCGGGUCCAGGCACCCCUCUCUAGAGGCCCUCACGAAAACAGCAUCCACGGGCAUCUCUCGUAAAGGGGCGCAUCUUACCCUACGAAGGCGCAUGGUGUGGGCCUGGUGUUCCGGCCACUGUCUCUGCCAGGGCCACAAGCUGCUCUCUCUGCAACGGCCGGAGAAGUUAUCCGCCUCCGCUAGUGAGCUUCUACCUCUGCCCCUUAAAACUUCUCUUUUCGCUUCGGCCUUUGGAGGUGUGCUGGGCGAGAUCUGCCGAAAUGCAAACUCCCCGUCUGCCGCUGAAAUCCAGUUGCAGCCGUUCUUUUUACUGUUUGGCCAGCCGUGCAUCGGCUUGGCCAUUGGUUUGUUGAUGUUUUCGUUGCCGUUCUCAUGUGCUUAUGGUAAACCGCUCUGUGAUCCUGACAGAUGGGAGG
Molecule: messenger RNA, 11343 nt
Organism: Podarcis lilfordi (Lilford's wall lizard)
Lineage: Eukaryota; Metazoa; Chordata; Lepidosauria; Squamata; Lacertidae
Source: the annotation of a GenBank genome assembly